AUGGCUACCCGCGUAAAAUAUACACAAUUAGUCUCCUCAUUCAUAGUUUUGCUGUCUGUGUGCGGCGUUUUCUUUGCUAAAAAAAGUGAUGUAGAACUAGGAACUCGGGAAAGCGUCGGACUUGAAAUAAAAUGCGGUGAAGUGGAGGUGACAAUAACCGUAAAGCGACGGUUUUUUGAGGAGAAACGUGUUCCUUUCAAACCUGAGAAUCUUCGACUUGGAGCAAACUUAACGCAGCAGAGGUCCUGCGAAGCAAAGGGACCGCUGUCUGACUCUGACGUGGUCAUCUCUGCAGGGCUGCAAGAAUGUGGGACUGAGUCCAGUGUUCAUGGUGAGUGGCUUGUGUAUUCCAACCAGCUGGUACUGAUUCGUGCUGUGGUUCCCACCUCUGCAAGCAGUGUGAUAGUUAGAGGGGUGACUACUGUCAUCAUACCUGUUGAGUGCCAUUAUAAGAGAAAGCAGACAGUGAAUGGAGAACCGCUAACCCCAACCUGGCAACCCAUGACAUCCACUGUCAGUGCUUUUGGCCUCCUGCGCUUCUCCCUUCGCACCAUGGCAGAUGACUGUAGCGCUCUGCGUAGUUCCUCGGUGUAUCAGCAGGGGGAAGCAGUGUUUUUGGAGGCCAGCGUGGAGGCCCCUCUGCACCCUCCUCUUGCUCUGUUUGUCGACCACUGUGUCGCUACGCUGAAACCGGACCCUCUCUCCCUGCCCGGCUACAAGUUUAUCAGCAAGCAUGGAUGUCUAAUGGACAGUGUAUUGCCGGGGUCUUCAUCUAAAUUCCUCUCAAGGAAGCAAGACAACAGACUGUGCUUCAGUGUCCAAGCCUUCCACUUCAACCAGGAGUCUUGGGAGCAGAUGUUCAUCAGCUGCCACAUGAGGGCCACUCUGAAACCAAACUCUCACAGCCACCUUGAUAAAGCCUGCUCCUUCCAUAGACCCACAUUCAGCUGGAGAGCCACAGAGGGAGACAAUGCUCUGUGUGGAUGCUGUGACUCUGAUGACUGCUUUGCACAGACCGGAGAGGAGAACAGUGGCCCCACUGAACACACAACUCAACUAGAUACAGAAAAGGAGCAUGAGGCGGACACAACAGUUGGGCCACUUCACACCCUGCCACGCUCCCAUUGGACAGGCCGCCUGUCAGUCACUAAAGAGCCCUUUUCCAACUCUACAAUUAUGACUGUGACCAACGCCAGGGGAGUUAGGGGACAAUAAAGAAUCCAUGUCAUCAUGAGGGUUGACAUUUAGGAUUCUUGGUUCUACUGAUUGGAGGCACCUACAAAAGCCAUUUGAAGCUCCUAAAAGUUAUUUUUCAUAACUUUGAAGCCAUGGAGGCCUGUUGCAGCAUUAUUUUACUAUAACCAUCACAAAAAGCUCCACACACACCACUGCCGGCUACAAACAGAACAUGUUGGCAGAAGAAAUGAGUGUGCCAUAAUGUAAACUGAGUAAUAGACUUGAAUACAUUUAUGUAAGGAGGAGAGGUUUUUUCCUCUGUGUCACAGAUGUGUUCAUUAUUUCCGACAGAUGAAUACUAAAGGAUGCUGCCUAAUUUUGUUUCUGUAAACUUCAGUAAUUCCAACAACAACAUUGUGCCGCAGAUCGUCUGACGUCUGUGUGAGCAUGUAGUACAACACUUCCAUGCUGCAUGCCGGCGCAGUACUGUUCCUGUUUUGACUGAGGACGCUCCUAAACCACAACUCAGUCGUGCCUACUUCGAGGAAGUUGUAUCUGACACCAGGAGAAACAAACGGAACAACACAGACCAAUCUCCACCCUGAUGGUGUCAUUUUUGUGCAUUGUACA
Molecule: messenger RNA, 1806 nt
Organism: Anarrhichthys ocellatus (wolf-eel)
Lineage: Eukaryota; Metazoa; Chordata; Actinopteri; Perciformes; Anarhichadidae
Product: zona pellucida sperm-binding protein 3-like
Exons: 8
Coding region: 1-1215 (404 amino acids)
Biological process (GO): binding of sperm to zona pellucida; egg coat formation; positive regulation of acrosome reaction
Cellular component (GO): extracellular matrix
Molecular function (GO): acrosin binding
Source: RefSeq, a predicted model, not a curated record